This is a messenger RNA of Encephalitozoon romaleae SJ-2008, 843 nucleotides long. RefSeq names its product eukaryotic translation initiation factor 5. The coding region runs from base 1 to 843 and encodes 280 amino acids. Gene Ontology annotation, molecular function: translation initiation factor activity; GDP-dissociation inhibitor activity; eukaryotic initiation factor eIF2 binding. Gene Ontology annotation, biological process: formation of cytoplasmic translation initiation complex; formation of translation preinitiation complex; translational initiation. NCBI's taxonomy places the organism in Eukaryota, Fungi, Microsporidia, Unikaryonidae. Gene Ontology annotation, cellular component: cytosol. The transcript has a single exon. The record is from RefSeq and is a predicted model, not a curated record.
AUGAUUGACAUAAGUAGAACAAACAAUGAUUUUUAUUAUCGUUACAAGAUGCCUAGGGCUGUUGUAAAGCUGGAAGGGAAGGCGGGAAACACAAGGACAGUGAUUGUGAAUCUGGAAGAGAUUGGAUCCUCUCUCAAAAGGCCGCCUCUAUACAUUCUAAAGUUCAUGAGCUACGAGCUAGCUACCAGAAUAGAUGUUGUGAAGGGAAGAUAUGCUGUGAAUGGGAGGUAUGAUUCCUCGAGAGUUCAGGACCUGAUAUACGACUUCAUUGAUAGAUUUGUUAUGUGCCCUUUCUGUAACAAUCCCGAGACAUUCUAUGUCAACAAUGAUGGGUUAUCUAUGGAAUGCUUGGCAUGUGGGAAGAGAUCUGGUGUGAAAGCUUCCAAGCUCAGCGGAAUGAUUCUUAAGGAUGUAGAGAAAAACUCGUCUGGACAUGAUGACACAUACUUCAACCCCGUUGGGCCUGAGGAUGAUGAAUACAAAGAUAACAUGAGAAGGCUGAUGGAAUCUGAUGACGAUAGAUCCGAAGACAUUGUGAACCUCCUUAAAGACCACGGCCUAUCUGACGAGAAGAUUGCAAAGGAGGUUCUGAUGUUUGAUGGAGGCAUUAAGAAAUGCAAGAGGAUAAACGAUUUCAUCUCACCAAAGGCCUUUCUGAGUUCUGUAGAAGAGGUUGCUGAGAAUGGAAAGGAGAAGAAUAUUCAAGAGUAUCUUCGGAUGCUUGAAGAAGAAAAAAUGUUUAAGAGGAGUGAGCUCUUUAAGUAUUUUACAAGGCCUCAAGGAAAUAAGAAAAGAUCUCCUGAGUUCAAGAAGGAGAUAAGCGAUUACUUCUCGAGCCAAUAA